GCUGGUAUAGAGGAAGCCAAGACUGAAGAAAUUAUGAAGCUACAGUCUGCUUUGGAAGAAAUUCAACUUCACCUUCAAGAGACCAAAGAUUUGCUAAUGAGAGAGCACGAGAAAGCAAAGGAGGCGGCUAGGAUAGAAGAAGCCCAAACUGAAGAACUUGUGAAGCUACAGUCUACUUUAGAAGAAAUCUGAUU
Molecule: messenger RNA, 194 nt
Organism: Cuscuta campestris
Lineage: Eukaryota; Viridiplantae; Streptophyta; Magnoliopsida; Solanales; Convolvulaceae
Source: the annotation of a GenBank genome assembly